GUUUCUCGUAGCAGGAACAUGCUCGUUCCGCAGUUCGAGUGAUUCCGCGGUCGAGUGAUUGGCCAAGACACGGCUAUUUGUUCACGUCCCACUCCUCUACGCACUAACACGAGCAACCCAUCUCCAACCAUGAGGCCCAAGAACGUCCGUCUCGACGCCCUACCCUCCAACCGAGAGGUGUCAUCUAAAGACUGCCGCCUAUGCACCAAACGCCGCAUCCGAUGUGACCGCACCCUCCCGGAGUGCCGGAAAUGCACCAGCCGCGAGCUAUCGUGCCCCGGCUUCGACCCCGUUCCGCUAAGAUGGGGCCAGGGCGUGGCGAGCAGGGGGAAGCUGUCUGGUAGAGUCAUCCCUGUCCUGCCGCCCAAGGAUGCGGCUGGGCCGCGGAGCGAAUCUGGCGUUGAGGAAGUCGAUUCUUCUGUGGAGAGACGGGAGUAUGACGUCCGUCCUGUGGCUCCAGACUUCUCCACGCUUACUCCGUAUCUGAUGCAAGAAUUGGGCCUCGUCGGUCACUAUCUUUCGACUGCUUCCGUGGACAACUUGCUCAACCACUUUUGCAACGCAAUUACCCCCAUGUUAAUAUGGCUAGACGGGCCUCACAACGCCUGGCGAAACAGCAUUCCCAGUCUGGCAAGAGACUCGGACUGUCUUCGACUGUCCAUCAUGGGCCUUGCUGCCGCUCAUCUGUCCGUCAAAUGUGCGGGCAACAACAACAAAGCCGUCCUUCUCCAUUUCAACCGCAGCCUACGGGACGCAAGUCUUCGAGACCUGAACCAUAAGAUGAGCUUAGAACUGAACCGCGACAACUCGGUCGCCCAACGAAAUGAUGGAGGCGCAAGCGUGGCGGAAAUCCUCGCCACGAUGCUCCUGCUAUGCUUUGCCGAGAUGUUGACGCCCGAGUCAACGGACUGGAGUCUUCACCUCCGCGCAUGUCGCGCUUUUGUAAACCGACACACCCUACAAACGCCGCGAGAAGAGCCCCAAGACUCGCUUGUCUGGUUUCUAUUCAAGGAAACGCUCGAUCUCGAGGCGUAUGCCAAUAUUUCGUCCUUUGCAAGAACCCCACAGCUGGUUCUGAAACCGUCCUCACACUCGAUGCCCCUUGGGUAUUUCUGGAUGUUUACGGACCUAUUACACGACAUCACCAGGGUAGAGAGGCAACUCUACGAGCUUGAACAGGGGGGCGCCCAGCUACCGAAUACAGACAUGGAUGUCUGGAAAUCGAAGCUUGACGUUGCUCAUAGCACGGCCUCUGCUUGUAUCUGCUUGGUGUUGGACCCGGGAGACAGCAGACGAAACUCCUUUGACGCCAUUAUGCGAACUCACUACUACGCCGGCCUCAUCUACUGCCACCAAGCCCUUGACCGCACUGGCGCGUCGGCAGCGAGCACAGCAGCAUCUGUCGAUUACCUGUUUCACGAGAUUCAUGGCGUCACAAGUAUAUUUUCACAGUGCACUGUGUUCUGCCACGACCUCUUCUUCCCGCUCUUCGUUGCAGGCACGGAAUGCCGCGGGGACCCGCAUCGGCAACGCAUUGUGCAAAGGCUUUUUGAAUCGAGCAUCUCGACGACUGGAUUGUGGUGCAAUAAUGGAGGGCUUACGUUUCUACAGAAUUUCUGGGCGGCUUCAGGCGAAUUUUCGGGAAAUUGGAUCAGUUUUGCCAGAGAAAACGAGUCGCAGAUUAGCCCGUUUCUCAUCUUCUGAGGCUGGGCCAUUCCGACAUCCGGUAGCGGAAUGUUGUCAUUGUACUGGGUUCAUCAUAACUAGCCAUCUAAUCGUAACUCCAGUGACUCACAUGAAGCUGAAAUUCCAUGGCCUGAAUGCGGUAGGUCGGGCGAGAAACUAAGGCGUGAUGGAGCAAACGCUUCAUCGUCACCGCGCCUAGACUCGUGGUUUUUUUCACCCUUUACUUUGACGGCGGGGUGGGAAUAAAAAUCGCAAGC
Ilyonectria robusta is the source of this 1943-nucleotide messenger RNA. RefSeq names its product fungal-specific transcription factor domain-containing protein. The transcript is spliced from 2 exons. Gene Ontology annotation, molecular function: DNA-binding transcription factor activity, RNA polymerase II-specific; transcription cis-regulatory region binding; zinc ion binding. Gene Ontology annotation, cellular component: nucleus. Bases 130 to 1704 code for a protein of 524 amino acids. NCBI's taxonomy places the organism in Eukaryota, Fungi, Ascomycota, Sordariomycetes, Hypocreales, Nectriaceae. The record is from RefSeq and is a predicted model, not a curated record. Gene Ontology annotation, biological process: positive regulation of transcription by RNA polymerase II.